GGACCUCAAAGUCCAAUCCAAUCCAAUCCACUUUAUUUUCUCUCUCCCCCCAAAUUUUUUUCUCCUCAAAAGAGUCACAUCUAUACAGCCAACCCCCAACCCAAAGGUCCAAUUACGUUUUCUCGGGUUCAAGCCCAAUUCUCUCUCUCUCUCUCUCUCUCUCUUCGGCGAAACCCUAGAUCUCGAGCAAUUGCAGAGGAGCUGAAGAUUGUUCUCGGAGCCUCUGGUACACACAACAGAUCGCAUCUGUUUCUGGGUCUUUCUCAGAAUCACCGAUUGUGCAAAUUUGUUUGGAGCCCAAGGUUGAUUGAACCCUAGAUCUAUUUUCUCUUCUCUUUCCUUCGGCUGCAAAUGUUUUCAGCCCAUGGAUGCAGGAAAUACCGAAACACAGACGCCUAACAAGCGGAGGAAAAAGAAGUCCAUAGUCUGGGAACACUUCACCAUCGAAACUGUGAGCGCUGGAUGUAGAAGGGCAUGCUGUAAGCAAUGUAAGCAAUCAUUUGCAUACAGUACAGGUUCAAAAGUAGCUGGUACGAGCCACCUCAAACGCCACAUUGCCAAGGGGACCUGCCCAGUAGUCCUUCGGAACCAGGAGAGGAAUCAAUUAACUCCAUACAGUGCACCGUCAAAGAUGGGUGGCAUUGGGAAUGGUACUGAAACCCCGAAACGACGGUACAGGACUGCUGGCCCACCUUUCUUUGGGUUUGAUCCUGACCGUUGCCGCAAUGAGAUCACUAGGAUGAUCAUCAUGCAUGAUUACCCACUUCAUAUGGUUGAACAUCCUGGUUUUGUUGCUUUUGUCCAGAGCCUUCAACCACGAUUUGAUAUGUUGAGUUUCAACACCGUCCAAGGGGAUUGUGUAGCAACCUACCUAAGGGAAAAGCAAGGCCUUCAGAAGGUGGUUGAGGGAAUCCCUGGACGAAUCUGCCUUACACUCGACUUGUGGACUUCAAGUCAAACCAUGGGCUACAUGUUUCUAACCGGACACUUCAUUGAUAUUGAUUGGAAGUUGCACAGGAAAAUUCUCAAUGUCGUGAUGGUUCCAUACCCCGAUUCGGAUUCUGCUUUCAGCCAUGCCGUUGCUGCUUGCCUAGCUGAUUGGGCUAUGGAGGGCAGGCUAUUUUCUCUCACUAUAAAUCAACCCUUGAGCGAAUCUGGAAUUGAAUAUCUCAGAGCUUUACUCUCCAUUAAAAACCCAUUGAUGCUUGGUGGUCAACUGUUGGUCGGGAAUUGCCUUGCUCGUACUUUAAGCUGCAUAGCCCAAGAAGCAUUACAGGCAGCAGAGGAAACCGUCAAAAAGAUAAGGAAUAGCGUGAAGUAUGUGAAGACAUCAGAAUCCCACGAGGAAAAAUUUCUCGAGCUAAAGCAACAACUCCAAGUUCCUAGCAUGAAAAGCCUAAUUAUUGAUGACAAAACACGAUGGAACACAACAUAUGAAAUGUUGGUUGCUGCUUCUGAGUUGAAGGAGGUUUUUUCUUGCUUGGAUACCUCUGAUUCUGAUUACAAAGAAGCCCCGUCUAUGGAAGUCUGGAAGCAAGUAGAGACUCUCUGCACGUACUUGAAACUGCUCUUUGACACUGCUACCAUCCUAACUGCUCCAACUAUCCCACCCACAAACACAUUUUUCCACGAAGCGUGGAAAAUCCAGUUGGAGCUAGCACGCGCCAUCCAAAGCGAGGAUCCAUUCACCUGCAACAUUACUAAACCCAUGCAAGAAAAUUUUGAUAAAUACUGGAAGAAUUGUUGUCUGGUUUUGGCUAUUGCAGUCGUUAUGGAUCCCAGGUUCAAGAUGAAGCUUGUUGAAUUUAGUUUCACGAAAAUCUACGGUGAUGAUGCUGCAACGUACGUGAAAAUCGUGGAUGAGGGAAUCCACGAGCUCUUUCUUGAAUAUGUGGCACUCCCUCUGCCUCUAACCCCUACUUAUUUGGAAGAAGCAAAUGGUGGUGGAAACAUGAAGCCUGAUGAGGCCCAAGGAGGAGGAACGCUUCUUUCAAAUGAUGAACUCGGUCUUACAGAUUUUGAUAUGUAUAUCAUGGAGACAAGCAGCCAGCAGUCGAGGUCAGAGUUGGAUCAAUAUCUGGAGGAGUCUUUGUUGCCUCGUGUCCACGAGUUUGAUGUUUUAGGCUGGUGGAAGCUGAACAAGACGAAGUACCCAACACUCUCCAAGAUGGCUCGUGAUAUUUUGACAAUGCCAGUGUGUACUCUUGGAUCUGACUCGGUUUUCGAUACUGUGAGAAAAGAGAUGGACAGCUACCGGUGCUCUUUGCGACCAGAGACAGUGGAGGCCCUUAUAUGUGCUAAGGAUUGGCUCAAGUGUGAACCGAUAGAGACCUCGAAUGCACUUGUGAAAAUGGAAUUCCCCAUUUAGGGUUUUAUUUAUGAUCAGGUUGUGUUCUUAGACUAUGUAUGAUGAUGUUAGGUUGUGAUGAUAUUACUCAUUCCUAGACUUGUAUAAUUGAUGAUCCUCUUCCUUCAUUCUUGGUAUUAGACGGUUUUGCAAACAGGGGAACCAUAUUUGUAUCAUUUUCUAUGUGGAUGCAAUUGACAUUAGGGUUUAUUCUAACAUUAA
Molecule: messenger RNA, 2569 nt
Organism: Camellia sinensis
Lineage: Eukaryota; Viridiplantae; Streptophyta; Magnoliopsida; Ericales; Theaceae
Product: zinc finger BED domain-containing protein DAYSLEEPER
Molecular function (GO): DNA binding; protein dimerization activity
Source: RefSeq, a predicted model, not a curated record